Peronospora farinosa is the source of this 942-nucleotide messenger RNA. Lineage: Eukaryota; Oomycota; Peronosporomycetes; Peronosporales; Peronosporaceae. The record is from the annotation of a GenBank genome assembly.
AUGGUGUAUGGAGCAUCCGCUCGUCAAGGCAAGCGCGGCGCUGUGGGAAAGGCUAAGCAUGGACGUGGUACAACUGGUACAGGAACUCCUUUAAAUCGACGUAAAAAGUCAAAGCUCGUGGUGACGUUUGAUCCGGAGAAGCGCAAGGAAUAUUUAACGGGAUUUCACAAGCGCAAGCAAGAACGACGUCGUUUUGGUUUGGAUAUGGAAGCGUAUAAGGUUAAAAAACGUCAAUUGGAGGCCAAGAAACAGCGACGAGAAGAACAAAAGGAAAAAAUGGCGGCCUUGAAUUUACUGGACGACGAGAGGAAAAAUAAAGGGGGGGAAGAAGAAGAAGAAGAAGAAGAAGAAGAAGAAGAAGAAGAAGAAGAAGAAGAAGAAGAAGAAGAAGAAGAAGAAGAAGAAGAAGAAAUGAGUGAUUUUGAUACUUUUAAGAACAAGGUCACGCCUGUUAUAAGUAAAGACAAGGUCGUGACUAAGGUGAUGACCUUUAACGACGACUUUACACAGGGAAAAUUUGGUGACGUGGUGACAGUAACGACAUCUGUGGGCGACCUCCAGAGUGACAGUGACGACAGUGACUUGGAAGUCUCUGAAAAUGAGGAAAUAGAUGAAGAUGUUGAUGAGUUGACGCAUUCUGCGUUCCGUCAGCUGAAGAAGAAAAAGGUUGACAAAGAGCAGCAUUUGACGCUCUUUCAGCGGAUACAACAGCAACGCAAGGGCAAGGCACUGCCGUCGAAACGCUCUAAACUCAAAGAAGCGCGUACGGCGCGAAAGGCCAUGAUGGGUAAGAAGGGGGACAGUGGUAACGCCGUUGUAGGAAAGAAGCGUGGCGCGGACGACGGUGACGGAGGAAGUUCUGUUGUUGUUGGUAAAUUUAACAAGAAGUUCAAGACGAAGAGCAGUCAAGGCGGCGGAAACAAGCGUCAGAAAAAACGAUAG